UUAAGCGCGGGCGGGUGAUCCUCUAGCUGCGCGUUGCCGGGCGGGAACCGCGGCGCGGCAGACGACCAGGCACGGAGCAGCGGGCGACAUGUUCCACGUUCCGGAGAGCGAGGGCGGCCGAGCCAGCUCCAGGAAACGCUAACUGCUGACCAGGCACCCACCUUUGCCAUCCUCUGAAGCAGACAGGGACUAUGGGCACCACAUGGAAGGCCUGCAAGUUGCACUCUUGGCUUCUGUGGGGAACAGCUGGCCUGCUGGUCUCCCCAGGCCGGGGCUGGCAUGUCUGCCCUGUAGAGCAGACGAGUGCUUUCUGCAGUCCUGCUUUACAGCCAUGGAAUCUCAGAGCUGUUCACUUUAAAUUGCAGUGAAUGAUUAGCUCCCAUUCUAGCUCUUUUGAGGAAACAUUUAAAUAUCCUAUUUUUGUGAACUAAAUCUGUGACCGCGUUUAUAUAGCUUUCCAGUGAGGACUCGCCUCGAAUCCGAGCAUUCAUGUGGUGGGGCAUGCAUCCCCCCGGAGGCGCAUCGAGUGAUCUUUUCGGAAGUCCAGACGAAGUUGUUCCUUCAAGUCGACCCAACAGGAUGGCAUCGAAUAUUUUUGGACCAACUGAAGAACCUCAGAACAUGCCUAAGAGGACCAACCCCCCAGGGGGAAAAGGAAGUGGUAUCUUUGAAGAAUCCAUGCCUGUGCACACUCGACAGCGUCUGAACCCGCCUGGUGGGAAGACCAGUGACAUUUUUGGGUCCCCAGUGACGGCUACUUUACCCUUGGCACAUCCCAACAAACCCAAGGACCAUGUGCUCUUGUGUGAAGGAGAAGACCAAAAAUUGGACCUUAAAGCUGCCAUGAGCACCUUGCCCAGAGAAGAGCCAGGUGAGAAAGGUGGCCCAAGAGAAGCAGACUCUGCCCAGGAGCCCCAGCCCACACCCACGGCUGACAACCAUGAGCCCAGGCUGGGCCCACGUCCUCGAUCUCACAACAAAGUCCUGAAUCCACCUGGAGGCAAAUCCAGCAUCUCCUUCUACUAGAGAAGCUAUUGCUUCCCCUGUAGCCAGAUAAGAAACUCGAGAGAUAGGAUUUCAAAUAUUAUAGUUUCCUUUAGCCCAAAGGAACGGGGGUGGGGAGAGGGUCUGUCGUGUAUCUGAAGCCACUGCUCAGGCUCCCCUGCCACCACAAGAGCCACAGAGGACCUCACCUUCCAGACUGCCGAGAGACAUAUCUUUGUGGGGGGCUGUGACGCCGUGGUGAACAGUCCUACGUAAUUUUGGAGGAACUUCCAGAUGGGCUGGGUGGGGAGCUGGUGCAAGGCUACAGGGUUCCUGAUGAAGUGAGAUCUUCCAAGUCCUGGUUGCAUCGGUGACCUGCCAGCCAAUUGGGUAUCUAGGAAUCACUCCACACAGUAGCAGAGUUCAGAGCCUCAGAAAGAAAGCCAAAAACCAACUGUGCAUUGGGCAUAAGCCGAAACACUAGUCUCCAUUCUUGGGACUAUUGCUGCUAACCCGAGACGACCUUUGCACCCAGGCACAGAGUAUUCUGCAGUCUUUUCUUGAAACAUUUUGAGUGCUUUCCCUCGGCAGCUGUCAACAAAAACCAAAAAGUUUUCUCAGUCUUAGGCUUUAUGGAGAGAUUUUGUACCUUGAUCCUCUGGGGUGAUCUAUCUGCCUUUCACUCACAAUGGACUGGACUCAGUCUCUUCACAGACUGGUUUUGCUUAUGAAUUGUUUUGGGUGUUUUUUUCUCUCUCAUCCUUAAAUUUCAGUCUUAGCUCUUCAACACUAAUGUGGACAGUUAAUUUAUCUGCAAGGCCCGCUGACUUCUGUAAGACUAAAACUCUACCCAGAUACAUAAUUGGGUUAUUUAAA
Messenger RNA from Myotis myotis, 1860 nucleotides. RefSeq names its product Jupiter microtubule associated homolog 2 (gene JPT2). Gene Ontology annotation, cellular component: nucleus. The transcript is spliced from 6 exons. NCBI's taxonomy places the organism in Eukaryota, Metazoa, Chordata, Mammalia, Chiroptera, Vespertilionidae. The coding region runs from base 490 to 1026 and encodes 178 amino acids. The record is from RefSeq and is a predicted model, not a curated record.